Priapulus caudatus is the source of this 880-nucleotide messenger RNA. Its product is annotated as forkhead box protein F1-like. The record is from RefSeq and is a predicted model, not a curated record. The annotation marks the transcript as partial. NCBI's taxonomy places the organism in Eukaryota, Metazoa, Priapulida, Priapulimorpha, Priapulimorphida, Priapulidae. Gene Ontology annotation, cellular component: nucleus. The transcript has a single exon. Gene Ontology annotation, biological process: animal organ morphogenesis; regulation of transcription by RNA polymerase II. Gene Ontology annotation, molecular function: DNA-binding transcription factor activity, RNA polymerase II-specific; RNA polymerase II cis-regulatory region sequence-specific DNA binding.
ACCACACACGCAAGCAGCGCUGCCACUCACUCGCGUAUUUACACGUAUCGCUGCUAUAUCACACACACACACACGCACAUCUCCCCCCGACAUGCCGAUACUCGACAUGGACGCGGCGUGUCACCAAGACCCCGUCUGUCGCCAGGAACAACCGCCACCGCAGCAGCCGACAGGUUGUCACCCGGAGCACUGCCCGACGCAGGAGUCGCCGGCCGACGACGGCACGACGCUGAACAGCGACGACAAGAGCGUCGCCGGAAAGAAGGGCGGCAGCGGCGGAGCAGGCGUGCGACGGCAGGAGAAGCCGCCCUACUCCUACAUAGCUCUGAUCGUCAUGGCGAUCCAGAGCGCGCCGACGAAGCGCCUCACGCUCAGCGAGAUCUACCAAUUCCUGCAGGCACGCUUCCCGUUCUUCCGCGGCUCCUACCAGGGCUGGAAGAACUCCGUCCGGCACAACCUCUCCCUGAACGAGUGCUUCAUCAAGCUACCCAAGGGACUCGGCCGACCGGGAAAGGGUCACUACUGGACGAUCGACCCGGGCAGCGAGUUCAUGUUCGAAGAGGGCUCUUUCCGGCGCCGCCCGCGCGGAUUCCGCCGCAAGUGUCAAGCGCUGAAGCCGUACGGCAUGGGGAACCCGGCUAUGAUGGGGUCGCCGUACGAGAUGCUCCAGCACGGGUCCUCGGGCAUGUCGUGCGGUAUGACCACCGCCGCUAGCCAGCACUACGACGGCAUGAUGGGCGGAGGCGUCGGCUCGAUGGGACCGCCCGGAAUGCCGCCUAGCGUCAACCACACCAACAUGGCGUCGCCGCCGCAGAUGCCGACGACGCCGCACUACAUGCCCAGCUGCUCGCAGCCGACCGAGUACGGCGCGGCGGCGGCG